This is a messenger RNA of Schistosoma turkestanicum, 3309 nucleotides long. The record is from the annotation of a GenBank genome assembly. NCBI's taxonomy places the organism in Eukaryota, Metazoa, Platyhelminthes, Trematoda, Strigeidida, Schistosomatidae.
AUGAACAAUACACUUAUGACAACAACAUUAGCAACUUCCAAUGUAACAAUAGUGUUCAUCAAUCUUAACCGGACAGAUGUAGACAAUUUCCAAUUUCCUGAAGAUGAAGUUCCGAAACCUCCACUGCUUAUUGUGAAACCACAUUAUUGUCAAUCGCUGCCAGGUCAAUUUAUUCUCAAAUGUUAUCGUCGUGAAAUACACUUUACUUGGAUACCUCCAGAUACUAAAAUAUCUAAGGCUAUGGUUAAGUUCCGUGAGUUGCCCCAACCGAAAUUCAAACCAAUGUCCGACUAUGGAUGGGGUCAUUCAGGAGUUAAAUACCGUAAUCAUACAAUUACUUCACUCAAACCUAAUCGACGAUACGAAUUCGGAUUAAAUUUGAUUUAUGAAAACAGUACCUUUGAUCGAUUUCCAAAGAUUGGAUCAAAAGAUAUAUGCGAUUGUAAAACAUACCCCGAUGUGCCUGAUGCACCAUUGGAUCUACGAUAUCACUAUAUACAAGGCAAUCAAUACACUCUGGAAUGGACACCGAGCCAUGAUAAUGGAGAACCGAUAUUUACAUACAACAUGAAGUCUAUGCCAAUCGUCUCAAGUAAUUUAGAACAACCAAAAUGGGAUUCCAUUACACCACAUAAUUUAACAGAUAAACAAGCCAAUAUCACAUUGGAUACAAAUCACCAAAGUGCCUUUCAACUAAGAGCUGUCAAUAAAAUUGGAAUGAGCGAUCCAGCCUAUUUGAUCAUUAGGCCACCAUUUCAAAAAGUUCCAGAUAAGUUUGCUGGUUAUUCAUCUAUAUUCCAACCUUUGAAUCAAGUGACAAGCUUAUUAACGUACAGUUUGCUUUCCGUUGCUUUACUACUAUUAUUCCUAUUCCUAAUCGUGCUGCUGAUUUAUAGACGUCGUCAUAGAGAUGGAAAGUCUAACAAGCACUCAUUUUUUAUUAGUUUCAAUCCAGCAAGACGUCUACAUUCAAGUAGUGGGAAUGGUUCAUCUAUCCUGGGACUGGGUAGCGAUUUAACCACGAGUGGUUUACCACUUGACUUAGCUACUCUUGAACCAUUAUGGAACCAAGAGGUGAAUUCAUUAUAUGGAAUUAGUAAACCUGAUCUCAACAACUUUGAACAAGUCCCACAGAUACCAGCUGCAAAUAUACGUUUUCUACGUUAUAUAGGAUGUGGAGCAUUUGGUAAAGUGUGGGAAGGUUGGCUUCAUGUUCGUGACACAAAUGGGGAGCGAUUUGAAAAAGUCGCAUUAAAAGUAAGAAAUUGUAAAUCACUAACUGAAGCUGAAUUUAAACGUGAAGCGACACUUAUGCACAAAUAUCAACAUACAAAUAUUGUACGAUUCUUCGGUGUGUCAUUUGAUUCACCUGGACAACAAUGUCUCGUCCUAGAAAUGAUGGAUCAAGGCAAUCUAAGGGAUUAUCUUCACCGUUCACGGCCUAGAAUUGCACCUGACAUAGCUGCAAAUGUUUUUGCUGCUGCGGCUAUCUGUGCAGCUGCUGGAAGAACUGGAGGAUCUGAUGGGUCUUCUAUGAACACAAGUUCAACUAGUACAGCAGCAGGCGGUGGAACGCCGAGUGCUUCAAACGUAAUCACAUUGACAGCACAAUUGGAUCUACCUGCAUUAGUUACUAUAAUGAGAGAUAUAUGUCAUGGAUGCCGUUAUCUUGAGGAACAACACUUUGUCCACAGAGACAUUGCAGCACGAAACUGUUUAGUGAGUCACAAUCAUUCAAGCGGACGUAUAGUUAAAUUGUGUGAUUUCGGAUUGGCACGAGAUAUUUAUAAAAAUGAUUACUAUCGUAAGCGCAAUGAACCGAAGUUACCUGUCAGAUGGAUGUCACCGGAAGCUAUUCGUGAUGGCUUAUUCACAACAAAAUCUGAUGUUUGGGCAUAUGCUGUUACCUGCUGGGAAGUUUUAACCUUAGGUGCUGAUCCAUUUUACGGUCGAGCGAAUGUAGAUGUCAUGAAUUUAGUUAUUGGUGGACACGUUUUAGGACGCCCUGAAAAUUGUCCAGAAGAACUUUAUAAUCAACUAUUACAAUGUUGGAGUCGAUUCACCGAAAUGAGACCAACAUUUGGACAGUUAUGCAAAAAAAUGGAUGAAUUCAUUAUGGCUUCACAAAAUACUAAAAGCCCCUUCUCUCAACCAUUUGUUGUAUCGUUGCCGUUGCCUAAAAGUUUACAAGGUGCAUCAGGUCAACAAGCAUCCAUUUAUGGUUCCAAUAGGCCACAUCAUGAAUCAAAUGAUUUAUCCCUUUGCAUGCUUUCUGCUAACUGUCAACGUAGAACAUCUCUAGAUGGUGGACGCCCAGUAAGCGAUAUGGAUUCAUCAUUAAUUAAUGAGACCAACCUAUCUCAAGGAAUGAGCUCUAGUAAACAACUUUUACUGUCAUCCAACAAUUCCAAAGAUUUGAAACCAUCGACAUUUCACACAAAAAGCCGUUCAUUGGCAGAAACAGUGACGCGUGGUUACAUCGUAACACCUGGUGUUGAAGGCAUCAGUAUGAAUAAGUUUAACUACCGUGAGUCUCGAAUGGAAAACCAAAUUUACACCUCGUCAACUGCACCGCUGGCUGGUGCUUAUGAAUGUUCUAUGUCCGAUCCAUCCACGGAACAAACAACGUUGGCAACUACAUCAAACGGUACUGAAAGUAAUAGACAAGCCUCGAUUAAGCUGAAGUCGCAGUCAAUACACGGUAAUACAGAGAACGGAGUCCAUAAAAUGACAAACUCAACAAAUGCGAUUUUGCAGCAUCAACAGAAGCAAACUCAACCACUAAGUUCAAACUUUUGUCUAGAUACCUUACUACGCAACCAAAAUGACACAAAAGCGAAUUCUUACAAGACUUUGGGUUAUCAAGAUGAUAAUAGUUGUAACCACAGUAAUAAAUUCACCACCCUCAGUAUCACUAAUGCUAACAACAGUGAUCAAAAAGGAAGUCAUGCAGUUCCGUUUACCUACAACCAUGCACAUUGUAAACCACUACAUUCUAAGUCAUUUAAUUCAAAAUCAACCAGCGUGGUGGACACCAUGCCUCAUAGUAGUAGUGGGUCAACCAAUAAUCGCAGCCUAACAGCCUAUUGGUUAGUGGAAACUGGCGGUGGUGUUGACUCACUAGGUUAUGAAAGACCAUCAUUAAUUCGCACAUCAUUUGCAUCCCAGGCAAACUCAGUGAAUUCACAUGAAAAUAAUAACAACAUUUCAACAUUCAUCGACCAAAACUGUAACGACGACAUUCUCGAAAGAGUUAUUUGCAGUCAUCAACCGCUAAAAAAGACACCGAUUAACCCAUUGACAACGUGA